Molecule: messenger RNA, 399 nt
Organism: Habropoda laboriosa
Lineage: Eukaryota; Metazoa; Arthropoda; Insecta; Hymenoptera; Apidae
Product: nuclear protein 1
Exons: 2
Coding region: 100-309 (69 amino acids)
Biological process (GO): negative regulation of cell cycle; negative regulation of cell population proliferation; regulation of transcription by RNA polymerase II
Cellular component (GO): nucleus
Source: RefSeq, a predicted model, not a curated record
GCGGCGUCCAAGCAUUAAAGAAUAAACGUGCGAUAGUGGACGAUUUUUCGGCCGUGUUUACGCUAUUAUUUUUUGAGUAUUUUUGAAAAUACAAGAACUAUGUCUGACUACUACGUUGACGAAUACGAACACUUCAACUACGAUUACGACAAGCAUAUUUUCACGGGUCACAGCGGCAAACAACGAAGCAAACGAGAAGCUCUUGCACACACAAAUCAUUUCGAUCCGUGCGGCCAUUCCAGAAAGAUCCUGACUAAACUGAUGAAUUCCGAGCACAACAAACGAAAUACUGGAAAAGUCAAAGCAUAGACGAAGCUCGGAGUUGCUGUCCUACUUUUGGAGAAAGAAUUUGUCAAUUCUGACAGAUCAAAACUUCUUAAACACCCUUCUUGAAUAUAA